Messenger RNA from Candoia aspera, 1449 nucleotides. RefSeq names its product tetraspanin-15-like. Gene Ontology annotation, cellular component: plasma membrane. The record is from RefSeq and is a predicted model, not a curated record. The transcript is spliced from 8 exons. Lineage: Eukaryota; Metazoa; Chordata; Lepidosauria; Squamata; Candoiidae. The coding region runs from base 34 to 774 and encodes 246 amino acids.
CCCUCCUCGCGGCGGGAGAGCGACCGCGGAGCCAUGGGCGGCGGGGGAGAGGGGCCGGCCUGGCGGGACUCGCUGCCCUACUACUACUGCGUCAAGUUCGCACUCUCGGCGUCCUCCACCCUCUUCUCGACUGCAGGCCUCGUGAUCUUCUGCGUGGGCGUUUAUGCUGAAGUGGAAAGGCAGAAGCACCGGACGCUGGAGGGGCUUUUCCUCGCCCCAGCUGUCAUUCUCAUCCUCCUGGGCAUCACGAUCUUUGCUGUUUCUUUUAUUGGCAUGGUGGGCUCCCUCCGAGACAACCGGACGCUGCUGAAAACCUUCUUCUGGGUCCUCUUGGCCAUCUUCAUCACUGAGUUGCUACUGCUGUUCGUCGAAAUCAUCUUUGAGAAGCAGAUGAAUGCAGUCUUCCAUUCCAGCAUUCAGGAUGGGAUAAGACACUAUUACGACGACUUGGAUUUCAAAAAUAUUUUGGACUAUGUUCAGCAAAAGUUUUCCUGCUGUGGAGGUGAUGAAUUCAGAGAUUGGCAUGUGAAUCGAUACCAUUCAUGCAAUGGCAGUGGCCCCCUGGCCUGCGGAGUGCCCUACACUUGCUGUAUUAGGAAGGCCCCAGGAGAAGUCAUCAACACACUGUGUGGAUACCGGACUCUAAAUCAAGAGCGACUGGAGCUGGUGAACACAAUUCACGUGCGCGGCUGCAUCCAUGCAGUGAGCUUUUGGUUCAAAGACAAUUUUGAAGCUACAUUAGGAAUUGUUUGCUCUUUGUUCCUUCCUCAGUAGUUGCAUUUUUAGAGGAUCCAGCGCUGGCAUUUCCUUGUUACUACAUCUUCUCCUAGUUGCCCUUGGGUUCCUUUCCACAAGCGCCAGCAGUGCCGUGGGAGAUGCGCCAUCCACUGCAAGCCUUAGACGUGCGGGAUCUGAAAGCACCAUCUGCAGCAUCAACAAUCCCAGGACUGUUGGCUGCGGCACAGCCAACCCUGGAGCAAGUCUGCGGUUGCUGCCACCAAGCAUCACUCAGUCUUUGGACAGGCAAAGCCCACCCAGUCACCCAGCACAGAAGGGGAGAGCAGAAAGAAGGACAAGGAGCUGAGAAUUCCGUUUUCAGCCCCAAUCCCGUGCCCCCAGUGGCUGCACUGGUGCCAACUCCUCCCCCAGGUACAAAUGAACCCUCACACACCUGAGGAUGUCCAGGAUUCUGUGCUGGAAGUGUUGGAAGAGUAGAAUGAUUAUCACCUUACCAUCUUCGGUUGCACAGCCACCCAGGAUCCACCUGUAAAGGAGUCUCUCCCCAGAUCUCUUGGCUCAGCGUGGCUUGGUUGGGGGCACAUCAUGCUCCUUGACCUUUUCAUUGUCUCAGUCAAGGACUACUGGUCCUGUUCACUAUACUGGCAAGAGAGCUUUAAGAGGUAGCCCGAUCUGCGUAGCCCUUCCACCAUCUGGGGCACCAACAGUUCA